Setaria italica (foxtail millet) is the source of this 888-nucleotide messenger RNA. RefSeq lists its product as uncharacterized. NCBI's taxonomy places the organism in Eukaryota, Viridiplantae, Streptophyta, Magnoliopsida, Poales, Poaceae. The record is from RefSeq and is a predicted model, not a curated record. The transcript is spliced from 2 exons. The coding region runs from base 1 to 888 and encodes 295 amino acids.
AUGCACACUGUCAAAGAGACGGACAUGCUAGCCACUAAGCUAGAUCUCUUGCUCAAGCGUAUGGACGAACGGGAGAAAUCUCAAGAACUUAUGCUCAAGCCUGUUCAAGCCGUGGACUCGCACCUCACGUGCAAGGUCUGCGAAAAUGGAGGACACUCGGGGAGCAACUGGCCUGAGACCCGUGAAGACAUCGCUUACAUGACAAACAAUAAUAACGAGUACCGUCCUCAAGGAGGUCAAGGGUGGAACCAGUCGCUCCCCACACUACCAGGGAGCCGGAAGAUGGCUAUGGAUGAGCAGUUUGCUCGUUUUGUUGAAAUGAUCCAGAAGAUACAUGUCAAUGUCCCCUUGUUGGAUGUGAUGCAUGUACCAAUGUACGCAUGGUACAUCAAGGACAUCAUCAACAGCAAGAGACCUCUGCCCACCACUAAAGUCAUCAAGCUCAUGGAAGAGUGUAGUGCGCCUAUACUCAACCGAGUCUUAGGAAAGAAGAAAGAUCUGGGGUGUCCCAUGAUCACAUGCUCGAUCAGGACACACCACUUCGACCACACCCUAUGCGACCUUGGGGCUAGCGUUAGCGUGAUGCCCAAGGUCAUCUUCGACCAGCUGAACGUCAUGCACCUAUCGCCCACAUUGAUGCAUCUCCAGCUAGCCGACUCUUCGGUCCGCUAUCUGGCAGGGAUUGCAAAAGACAUUGCAGUGAAAACCCGGGACUACUUCAUUCAUGUUGACUUUGUGGUGCUUGACAUGGAAAAAACAAAAGAGAAGCCGCUCAUUCUUUGGCAACCAUUCCUAAGCACAGCCAAAGCACACAUUGAUGUUGAAGCUGGAGAAAUCCGCUUCAACAUUAAUGGCAAAGAGGAGAAGUUCAACUUCCAUCCCAAGUAG